Messenger RNA from Panonychus citri (citrus red mite), 2751 nucleotides. Its product is annotated as ABC transporter G family member 23-like. Gene Ontology annotation, cellular component: ATP-binding cassette (ABC) transporter complex; membrane. NCBI's taxonomy places the organism in Eukaryota, Metazoa, Arthropoda, Arachnida, Trombidiformes, Tetranychidae. Gene Ontology annotation, biological process: transmembrane transport. The transcript has 2 exons. The record is from RefSeq and is a predicted model, not a curated record. Bases 235 to 2439 code for a protein of 734 amino acids. Gene Ontology annotation, molecular function: ATP hydrolysis activity; ATP binding; ABC-type transporter activity.
CAAUCCGAUUAGCGAACUUGAUAAGAUUUUCACAGACUUAAUUUGUAUUUUCAUUUGUAAUCAAUGAUUAAGAUGAUAAAAGUGCCUUACCUGCCCUCGAGAUGGCGCAUUGACUAAGGUGAUUUUAAGGCGGAGCAAAGUAUUGUUUGAUUAACAAAAGUGACCUGAGGAUCGCCAAUUUAACUUGAAAUCUUUUUAACUUUUUUUACUUGUUGAAUCUUCAUCAGCCCCGAAAUGGGUGCACCAAAAGAUUUAACCGUGUGUAGCAACAAUUCGGUAAAAAUAUCGGUUCCGUGGCAAUCACCAUCAGCAGCACUUCGUCAACAGUUAUCAACUUCAUCAUCGUUGUACAAUCAUCUUCAUCACUCAACCACCAACAAUUCCAAUUCUUCGUCUUCUCCUGCUACAAAUGGACUUGUUAUUCGUGGUUUAGGUUAUUUGACCAAAAAGAAGGAGGAAAUUCUGAGGGACAUCAACAUGACGGUUCCAAAAGGUACAAUUUACGGCCUAUUGGGACCCAGUGGAUGUGGUAAAACAACUUUACUUCGUUGUGUCGUCGGUUGUCUUCGACCUCAAUAUGGACAAAUCAUGAUUUUUGGUAAACAGCCAGGCCGUGAAACCGCUCAAAUUCCUGGUACUGGUGUGGGCUAUAUGCCUCAAGAAAAUACGCUCUAUGAGAAUAUGACCAUAGAAGAAGUUUUAAUCUAUUAUGGUCGAGUAUUUUUUCUAUCGAUUGAAGAGCUUUAUGAAAGAAUCAAAGGAUUAAUGGGAGUUCUUGAACUUCCGGAUAAAGGUCGAAUGAUCAAAAAGCUCAGUGGGGGACAAAAGCGACGUGUUUCUUUCGCUAUCGCUCUCAUUCAUCGACCAGGUCUCUUGAUUCUAGAUGAACCUACUUCAGGAGUCGAUCCUUUAUUGAGGGAAAAACUUUGGCAACAUUUAAUGUGCAUUUCUAAAAAUCAAGGAGCCACAAUAAUCAUAACAACCCAUUACAUUGAAGAGGCUCGCAGGUCACAUAAUGUGGGCUUCAUGAGACAAGGAAGACUUUUAAUGCAAGAAGAUCCUGAUCGCCUUUUAGCAGAUCGUGGGGUCGAAACACUGGAAGAUGCUUUCCUCGAUAUCUGUAGGAAUCAAGGUAGAAUCAGUUGUGUUCCUGAACAAGAAAAGAUAGAGUACAAGGGAAAUGUUCCAACUGCAACUUUCGUCACCGAUCCAGUCCUGAUUAAGAAACGAAUCCGCGAAUGGUUUUUCAUAUUCUUUGGUGCCCUUUGGCGACAUUUAGUCAGUGAUAUUCGAGAACCUUUGACUAUUGGCUUUCAAUACGUCAUUCCAAUUCUGUCCAUGUUACUGUUUGCCCUUUGUAUCGGUGGUCAACCAUUUGACAUUCCUCUUGGAAUUGUGAACGAAGAAGUUGGAUUUGAAGGAUUUUUGGGUCGACAGUUUGUUGGCUCUUUGGAUCCUCAUCUUUUCAAUGUUUUCAACUAUUCGGAUCUUAGUGAGGCAGCUGAAGCGGCCAAAGUUCGUGAAGUUUGGGGAUAUCUCCAUAUAAAAAGAGGAUUCACUGAAUCGCUAUACGAUGUUCUGUUUCCCGAUAGUGAACCACUUAAUUCAUCAAUCCAAUCAAGUCAUAUCAACCUCCAUGCCGAUCUAACAGAUCGAGUAAUCACAACUACGAUGCAUCGCUAUUUAGAUGAGUCUUUUAUCAGUUUUGUGCAACAGGUUAUUAAAGAUUACAACAAAGAGGAUCCUGAUGUCCGAAUGCCACAAUUUAUCGCCAAUCUUCCAAUCAAAAUGGGAUCACCGAUCUAUGGACGAUUAGAGAAGAAAAGUUAUCGUGGUUAUCGUGAUUUCAUGUUGCCAGGAUUAAUUGUCAACAUAACUUAUGCCAUUGCCUAUUCUCUUACAGCACUUAAUCUAAUUAAUGAGCGUAAAAAUCAAACUUUCGAGAGAAAUUAUGUCGCUGGUGUUAAACCUUCGCAAAUGUUAUUAGCGUUCGCCCUAAGUCGUGUCAUCAUGAUGUCCCUUUAUCUCUUCUUGAUCAUUUAUCUUCCCAUCGCUGUCUUCAGUAUGCCAGUCGAUUGUAUUCAUAUUCUUCAUUCACUUCCACUUUUGAUGCUACUCAAUAUCUCUGGAAUGACCUAUGGAAUGGUCGUGUCCGCUCUCUGUGAUUCAAUUGAACAAUGUGCCGUUUUCUCGGCUGCCACUUUAUUUAUAAUUCUUUUCAUGAGUGGAACAAUUUGGCCUAUGGAAGCAAUUCCAGCUUAUUUCCGUUGGCUGUGUGAAUACGCGCCGACAACGGCGGCCAAUGAAGCCCUGCGUGAUAUUUGGUAUAAAGAUUGGAGUAUUUUCUCACCGCGAGUGGCCACCGCUCACGGAAUUACACUUGUCUGGACAUUUGUUUUCUUUUUAAUUGGUUUAAGAUUUUUUAGACUAAGCAAAUAAUUAACUUUCAAUUUUUACAAACCAUUUUCUUGUAAAUCAUCAUCAAUCUAACCACCAUCGAUAAUUUCAUCAAUCACCAUCAUUUUUAUCACUUUUAUAUUUUAAUACUUUUUGUAAAACCCAAAUGCCAAAGAAAACCUUUUUUUGCAUAUUCAUUGAGCGCAAAAAAAUGAUCAACAAUCAACACAAACACACAAACACGUAUAAAGAAAUUAAAAUAUGUAUUUUUUAUAUUUAUGAUUUUAAAAUCAAGAAAAUAGAUUAAAAAAGUUGAGAAUUAAUCAGUUUUGAAAUUAAAAAAUAUAAACGAAA